Molecule: messenger RNA, 2639 nt
Organism: Oryzias melastigma (Indian medaka)
Lineage: Eukaryota; Metazoa; Chordata; Actinopteri; Beloniformes; Adrianichthyidae
Gene: epor
Product: erythropoietin receptor
Exons: 8
Coding region: 166-1740 (524 amino acids)
Biological process (GO): positive regulation of cell population proliferation; cytokine-mediated signaling pathway; hemopoiesis
Cellular component (GO): external side of plasma membrane; membrane
Molecular function (GO): protein binding; cytokine receptor activity
Source: RefSeq, a predicted model, not a curated record
CUGACAAACAGGCGUGUGACCGCGUUGUGCCAUCCGCAAGAUCUAAACAACAACAAAAAAACAAGUCUCACCCCCUGCCAGGAGCCCAAACAGGCGUGCUGGAGUCAGGGAUGCAGGUGGACGGCCGAUGGUCCGCGUCUUUCUGUGCACAGAGAGGACAAAAGGAUGACAUGUGAUCACCUCCGACGACUGUUCGCACUUUUCCUGAUGUUUUGCGGCGCGGGAACGGCUUUCCUCGUGCAAGGCUCGCGGGAUUUCGAAAAGAAAGCCAUGAUGCUCCUGAAAGAGAAACCUCAAAACCUAAAAUGCUUUACUGGGGGGAUGAACGAGUUCACAUGCUUUUGGGAAGAAGAUGAGGAGAGAGCUGGCUCUCUGGAUCAGUAUACCUUCACCUAUGUCUACCGAAACGGAAACAACCAAACGUGCCCACUGACCACCAUGCCUGUAGAAGGUGCGAAACUGCUCUUCAUCUGCCAUCUGAACCGACCUCAGAUGUUUGUGGAGAUGGACAUCAAAGUUCAUCGUGAGGGAAGACUGAUCCACAACCGCAGCCUUUUCAUUGAGCUUGUUUUUCUCCUGGACCCUCCUACUAACGUGACAGUGAGCCACACAGGUCAGCAAGGCCAGCUGAACGUUACGUGGGUGCCACCUCCUCUGAAGUACAGGGACGACAGCAUGAUGUUUGAGGUCAUCUACGCUCCAGCGGAUAGCCACCUGGGGCAGGUAGAAGUGGCACGAGCAAGUUCACUGAUGAUUCUGAGAGAUCUUCAGUACAGCACAAAAUACAAGGUGCAAGUCCGCGUGAAACUGGAUGGGAUCGUCUUCAAUGGCUACUGGAGUGCCUGGAGCGAGCCAGUGUUCAUAGAAACACUACCUGCAGAAAUUGAUCCACUAAUCGUGUCCUUGACUGUCAUCAUCUCAUUUAUUCUCCUCGUCUUGGUUCUUGUAUCCCUUCUGUCUCACUACAGAUUCCUCUUGAAGAAGGUUUGGCCCAUUAUUCCAACUCCUGAUGGCAAGUUCAAAGGCCUUUUUACUGUUUAUGGAGGGGACUUCCAGGAGUGGUUGGGGAACACCAGCGGAGGCUUAUGGCUCACUCCGGCCUUCAUUUACUCAGAAGAAUGCCCGUCUCCCUUGGAAGUGCUCUCUGAACUCAGCAUUUGCCCCUCUCUGCCACCCAAAGCCUCAGAAGUUUCCACCACUACCACGAACAAGGACAAGGACACAAAGACAGGCUUGGGUGAAAGUGAAACGACAUCACAAGAGCACUGGCUGUUGGAUCGUUUAAGAGCUUUCCAGCAGGACCCCCAACCCUGCUCCCAGUCUUCCAUGUUGGAAUCCCAAGACACCUAUGUCACCUUGAGCGGCAAGCGUCAGAGUGAGGACGAUCACGUUGAGGACACUCUUGAGGAAACGCUACCCCUAGAAGUUCUUUUUGCUUCCAGAAAGACAGCGAUGUGCGAGUCUCACUCUGACCUGGGAUCUGUCCAGCAAAGCUCCGGGUCAGGCCAACUUUCAUCCCAGUCCAGCUUUGAAUACACAAACAAUGUCUGGACACCCAGCGCUCCUGGAUACACCUACAUGGCAGUGGCAGAUUCAGGCGUCUCGAUGGAUUACAGCCCCAUGAGCAGAGUGGAUGACAUACCAAAAGGUGUUAUCUACGCCAACGACUACAAAAACGAGAUUCCCGCUCACAGAAGACCUCUGCUGCUGAGGCAGUACCGCAUUCACGAUGACAGAUGAGAGACUGGACAGACUCCACCUGAACUAAAUGUUCAUACACUUCAGGGAGGAGUUUGUGGAUUCUUCCCAAGGUUGUACAGCAAGUUACUGUUAAGGAUUAAUCAAAGAUCUGACUGAAACCAAUGUUUGAGCUACAGAACUCGAGUAUCAGAUCUGGACAGUAAGUGACAUUUUCCCACAAGAACCUGUGAAGCUGGAAUUUACAUCAAAUACUGAAGUAUUAAAGAUUUGCAUAUCAAUUAAUUUGGGUUGUACAGAUUAGAAAAGGAGUUCAAAGACGGACUCUACAAAAACACUUUGAUGUUUGAGCUAAGAGUGCUUUGAAAGUUUAGCUUAGUUGACAAUAUAGCUAUAGCACAUGAUUGUAUCAAAUGAACCAUAGCCAUAGUGGCAAAUGAGCUUUUUGUGUUAAAAAAUCAACAAAGGCGGAAAAUUUAUAAGAAUUUCUUGUGUUUGUUUUGUACUAGCAGACAUUUUACUGCCAUUAUUCCAGCUGCCUUCAUUUUUUACAAACUAAAUUUACUCAUUUGAAUGUGCCAACAAUAAUUAUGUUGUUUUGUUUUGUUAAACUUUACACAAAAACAUCACUAUAAUGAUUCUCCUCCUUUUUUCGGCACAUAGAAACUCAGUCACACUUUCAGAGAUUUCAGCAGUCUCGGUAUCAAAACAAUCAGCUUGUUCGGGAUAUUACUGCUUGUAUUUUUGGUUUCCAUAAACUUAAUAGUUUUUGAAAUAUUGAGCAAAAUAUGAACUACAGGAAAUAAACGAGAAACUCUUCAAAUGUCAACAUUUUAGGUAGAUUAGCAACAAGCUUUGAAACAUAUUCAUGGACUAUGUUUGAAAAUAUUUUAUGGUAAUUUAAAAAAAAAAUGAAUUGAGUUUAGCUAAAAUGUUAGCAA